UCGCCUGCAACGGUAUAUCAAACAUCAAGAGUUUCAUUGGUUCGAAGAAUUCCAUACGUACUGUACGGGGCUAUAUCUAAAAGUAGUGGAAAUCGAAUACGUGGUGUACUAUGUGGGAAUUCAUCGUUGGUCUACGAUCUAUAGUUUUGCUCCCGUCCAAUAAUGCUCAAUCUGCCUACUAUUUGCCAGUUAAAUGUUCAGUGCGAUCCUUCUGCUAAUGUCAAGAUCCGCGCCGUGAAAUAGUCGCCAUCUUUGCGACUGAGUCGCAUCUCUGAAUUUGGCCCGUUGCAUGUUCCGCGCAGCUUUAUGUAGCGUUAGAGAAAAAAGAUCAUUGAAAGUUGGUGUCAAAAGGGCAAAGCGGUUUCAGCGAGACCGGAUAUAGUUCGAGCUGUGCCGAGAAGUGUUAACCCGGCGCGAAAGUGGGCGGAACGCAUGGGUCUUACGUCCUUUUGGCCUCGCUACAGUUCAUGAUAAGGAAAAUUUCGGCAUUUAAUAAGUGACACACAUCGAAUCUGUGUUGACUGUUCCACGCAGUAAUAAUAAUAUUAAUUCGUAUAAUUCGUUGGUUGAGCGUUUACCGGCAUAUGCCAUUCUAGUGUGUGUUUGUUCGAACAUAGUUUGGUGUAAGAAAAAAAUGAGUUGUCAACGUAACGCUGGCAAGAUUACAGUGCCGGACGAGUUGCGGGACGUCCUAUUAGAGUUUACGAUCAGCUAUCUCUUGGAGCAACCAGUGGAUAUUAUCGACUAUGCCGUAGGUUUUUUCACGCAACUUCGGGAAAGUCGUCAAACUCAGUUGAUUGAAGCCCCUGCGCAGACCGCCUCUUCUACGCCGGACGAGUCUGUCGAGGAAGAACCACCAAUCGGAAGGUUCCAGAAUAGGAGGAAGAGUGUCUUCGCGGAAGCCUACAACCCUGAAGAUGACGAGGAAGACGAUGGAAUUAAGAUGGUGCAUCCGAAGAGCGACGAGCAGCGGCAGAGGCUCGGUGACAGCGUGAAACAUAUUCUCCUGUUUCGGGCUCUAGACGAGGAACAAAUGGCUGACGUAUUGGACGCGAUGUUUGAGAAGAGCGUACAGCCUGGAGAAUUUAUUAUCCGACAGGGUGACGAUGGUGACAACUUCUACGUCAUCGAGAGAGGAAAGUUCGAAGUGUACGUGAAAGAUCAGCAGUCUGGGGUGGAAUCCAUGAUACAUACGUACGACAAUCGUGGUGCUUUUGGUGAGCUCGCGCUCCUUUACAAUAUGCCGAGGGCGGCCAGUAUCAAGGCCAUCACGCCUGGUACACUAUGGGCCAUGGAUAGACAAACUUUCCGGCGUAUUUUAUUGAAAUCCGCCUACAAAAAGCGCAAGAUGUACGAAGACCUUAUCAACAAGGUCCCGAUGCUUAAACAUCUCGAGCCAUACGAGCGUAUGAACCUGGCGGAUGCUCUAGUACCAAAACAGUAUUCAGAUGGCGAACAGAUCAUCAAACAGGGCGACACAGCUGAUGGAAUGUAUUUUGUCGAGGACGGCGUCGUCAGGAUCACCAUAAUAGGAGAUCACGGCCGCGAAAUCGAGAUUAAUAGAGUUCCCGCUGGUGGGUACUUAGGCGAGUUGGCGCUGGUAACACAUAAACCUCGCGCUGCUUCGGCCUACGCUGUGGGCGACGUAAAGCUGGCCUUUUUGGACGUUGAAGCUUUCGAACGCUUACUUGGGCCUUGCAUGGAACUUAUGAAGCGUAAUAUCGACGAUUACGAAGAUCAACUAGUCAAAAUCUUUGGCAGCAAAGCUAACAUUUCCGAUAUCCGAUGAACUGUUCACGAGCAGUGAUACGUUGCACUGCUGUACUAAAGACCCGACACUUUCGUACAGUAAUGUAAAAUGAGCACAAACUUGUACCACCCACUUUAUGAAUCUCAUCCGCGUAUUUUCAAGUAUCAUCUCGAGUCGACUUUCGUAAUGACUGUUCACUUAGACGUAUACCAGUAAGAAACGUCGUUAGUAGUUACCAAGUUUGUACCUAUGACACACAGUGAAGAGAUAACAAAAAUGCAAAGAAAAACAAAAGAAAAGGAAAGGAAACUAGGCAUUUCGACUGGUUCGUAUCUGCAUCAUACUACCGAAGUAAAUUUUCUAAGACUGCAUCAGAUCAAGAAGUAUUAGCCUAUCUUGUCAUGUGCUCGAAACGUUUACAAGAUAGAAGUCUGGAUACUAAAUAAGAUUUUCAUUGAAUUGUCUGCAAAAAGAAAGAAAGAGAAGCGAAGAAAUACUCGGAGUGAUGCAACGUAUCGACAGACUCACAGAGUUCUUAAAUGAUGUACCUUUAUGCCAUUCUUUAUUCUUGUACUUGACAAUUUAAGAGCUGUAUUUCAUUUUAUUGAAAAUGUCAAGAAUCAAUGAAUUAAAUUAUUUCGUAUAUUUCGAUGAUUCAUCGAAGGAGAUGGAGAUACUUUUAGGGUAUCAUACAUUAUACCUUCGCAACGUAGAGGAAUUCUUAUUGAUACAGCUUAUUGUGGAAAUACUAGCUUAGUUAUCAAAUUAAUAGACAAUGAUAUAGACAUGCGUGAUAAACAUCCUAAUCGUCAGUGUGUUUUUAACACGAUGGUGAUGAUAAAUCAUAGCUGAAACGCUAUGUUAGAAGAAAUAAAAAUGUAAGAAGGCAAAGAGCAUAACAGGCAAGUUAGAACAAUUACUAGUACCUACACGAUUUUUAAAUGCAAACCAACAACUAUCUGAUAUAAGAACACGUGGCAUUUAUGUUCAUCUUUAGAAAGGGAAGGGCUGGGAAUGUAAGAGAAAUAUCAUUUUAAUAUUUAGACAUUUCAUCUAACAAUACCUGAAUAGAAACUAUUUCUCUCUUUCUUCCCUAUAUAUUUAAUAGAACGAUUUUCCUAAUUCUCAUGUUCCUAAUUUUAUGGUUUGCUCUUUGCAUUAAUAAAAAAGUAUUGCAAGAUAAACAUAUAUUCGCAUAGCGCACAAUAAAGCAUCGUUUAUUUAAUUGUUUACAUACAUAUACGCGCACAGCAGAUAGCGUUUAAUCUUUGUUGUUCUAUCUGCAUAUAUUUAUACUUGUUAUUGCUUACGAUCGUUUGUUACAAAUUGAAAUAGAACACUUGCUGUAGCGCACAUAAUCAGUAUAUUGUACGAGAAACGAUACAUUUUUCGAUCAAUAAUAUAGUCAAUUGCAUUGAUACAACAUCCAUGAUUACAUCAUUUCACGAGUUAGUUAUUUUAAAAAAUUCACGUCGCAUUUUGACAUGAGAGAACAUUAAAGGAAUAGCUAUUUCUUAUUGCAGGUUCGAAUGCACAGCCAUUAUUUUUUAGGAGAUUAUUUAAUUACAUUAUUAAGUGUUUAGAUUUGCAAAAAUCAACGUUCAAUUAUUCUUCAGUUUUAAAUAUUUUACAGUGUUACUGUGAAAAAGAUGGCUGAACAGUGUGGUCUCAAAUCAUGUUCAUGUGUGUCUUAUCGGUGAAUCCUGGUAACAAAAAUCGACCAAAAGAAACCUAUAAACCUAUUUUUGUUACACGUGUAUGAUACACGUUAUACAUGUAUGAUAUACGUCUAGCAUCGUGAUAAAAGAAAGAAAAAAAGGAAAAAAAAAGAACAGUUUGAACUAAUUUGAACAAGUUUGAAGUUGUGCGAACAAGUGCGUAUGCUAGUCACUUUUUAACGGCCGUCUACUCGUUGUAUUUUCUCCUCGGCGAAUCGAGAGAAAAGAAAACGGUCAAACGUUUUAUUACUACGAAACAAGAACAACUAUAUAUUCACUGUACGACUGAAACUCAGAAGCGACAAGCUUUUUAAAUAAUAUCACAAUCACGGAGGAGAAAGGAGGAGGAGACUAGUAAUGUGAGAACGAAAGAAAAAUAAUGUAGCAAUAGAAAUUGCUAGCGAAAUGUUGUGUUAUUAAUUUUUAUUUUUGAAUUUUUCUAUUCACUUCAAAUUUGCUCUUUUUUUAUCGAAUCUCUAAGUUUUUACAAAAUGAACGACGAAAUAGAAGAAGAAGAAGAAGCACUGUUCUGGUCUGAAUUCCCGUUAUCCGUGCCAUUGUAUUCAGUUGCUUUCGAGAAUUCAGCAGCGAAGCUUUAGUCGUGGUUCUUAGUCUUCCACCGUGUCUCCAGGCUGUGAUAUUAUUUUCGACGGAGUAUUUCAGACAGAUGCCUCUUAUUACUACUGCUUCCAACAUGAAAAGAAAAAGGAAAAAAAAUUACAAAAAAAAUUAAAAGAAGUAAAGAAAGAAUAGGAAUCUAGAAUCUAUCAGAAUCAAGGAAUUUCCGAACUAUAUCGAAUCGAACUUUAUUGACUGUUGGUUGCAUCGUUAAAAUGAGUGAAUCAAAAGUUCCAAUCGAUGCGAGUCAUGACUCGAUCGUUUACGUCGAAACAAAGGAAAAUCGGGCAAUUAAAAACGAGAAAAGAAGAGAUAUAUACAUACAUACACGACACAUAGGUAUAUAAAUAUAAAUAUAAAUAGAUAAAUAGGUGUAUGUAUAUUUAUAUAUAUUUAUAUUUAUAUAUAUAUAUUUAAUAUAGUGGAAGACUAUUCUCGCACACCGAAUUGAAAAGUAUAUUUAGACGGAGUACUUAUCUGUGCGGAGCCAACAUUCGGAUAAAUUAAAUGUAAACGCUUAAGUAGAGUCGACCCAAUUUAAAUUUACUGUAUGUAUCUAACAAGUGUGGUCUCUCUCUCUCUCCUACGUGUUGCGUGUUGCCCUUUCGUGUGUGUGACGACCGAUCCAGUCAAUUUUUAUUCCUUGAUUAGCAUGAACUGUUAUCGUCGGUUUCUUUCGUCUGUGCGGUUGUAUGUUUCGUGUCAUCGUUACUGGAAGUAAUUGCGUCGUAUAAAAAGAGAAAAAAAAAAA
Bombus impatiens (common eastern bumble bee) is the source of this 4837-nucleotide messenger RNA. It is a transcript of the gene Pka-R2, whose product is annotated as cAMP-dependent protein kinase type II regulatory subunit. Lineage: Eukaryota; Metazoa; Arthropoda; Insecta; Hymenoptera; Apidae. The record is from RefSeq and is a predicted model, not a curated record. The transcript is spliced from 8 exons. Gene Ontology annotation, cellular component: cAMP-dependent protein kinase complex. Bases 635 to 1789 code for a protein of 384 amino acids. Gene Ontology annotation, biological process: regulation of protein phosphorylation. Gene Ontology annotation, molecular function: cAMP-dependent protein kinase regulator activity.